Messenger RNA from Ictalurus punctatus (channel catfish), 3351 nucleotides. RefSeq names its product alpha-1,3-mannosyl-glycoprotein 4-beta-N-acetylglucosaminyltransferase A (gene mgat4a). The record is from RefSeq and is a predicted model, not a curated record. Bases 485 to 2086 code for a protein of 533 amino acids. Lineage: Eukaryota; Metazoa; Chordata; Actinopteri; Siluriformes; Ictaluridae. The transcript has 16 exons. Gene Ontology annotation, biological process: protein N-linked glycosylation. Gene Ontology annotation, cellular component: endoplasmic reticulum-Golgi intermediate compartment; Golgi stack; endoplasmic reticulum. Gene Ontology annotation, molecular function: acetylglucosaminyltransferase activity.
UGAGUGGGCGGGGUUAGAGACGGUUGUCAAUGGAGUGGACGGAAUUAAAGGCAGCUCCCAGUGGAAUGGGCGGAGUUCAAAGGGGGCUGCCGGUAAGUGGGCUGAGUUAAAGGCGGCUGCUAUAAGAGUGGGCGGGGUUAUGGUGAAGGUUGAUUGAGAGCCCACCAUUAGUACAUGUUUGCGCUGCGGUCCGGUAGUCUCUAUUAUUUUACACACCAAUAAGGAAGUACGUAUACGUUUUAAACAACCGGAUCCAUCGCUGCCAUUUUAUUACACCGGAACGAGUGUACGCGCACCCUCCCCUGGAUAUAAGAAAGUUGAAGAGGAAGCAGCCGCUGCGACUCAUGUGCUGUUCAGUGUAGGAGGUUAGCUUCUGGCUUUACGCAAUCGGAGGAAACGAUGGCUCGGCUCGGUCAAGGCGGAUUUGGGAGACGCUGAAGCUCGGGAAAACGCUGGAGGGGAGGAGGACAGCCGCUGAAAUGAGAUGAGGCUCAGAAAUGGAACUGUUGCCACUGUCCUCAUCUUCUUCACCUCUUUUCUCAGUCUGUCCUGGUACACAGCCUGGCAGAACGGAAAGGAGAAGUUGGUAGCAUAUCAGCGGGAGUUUCAUGCUCUGCGUGAGCGUCUUCGUGCGGCUGAGCACCGAACCCUGCAGCGCUCCUCGGAGCUGAACACUAUCCUGGAACAGUUCCGACGUGCCAUCGCCGAGACCAACAGCAGCAAGGAUCCCCUCGCCAACUUCUCAGAUGAGACCCAGAAACUGUUGAAGGACCUGGCACACAGGAAGCCUCUCCAAGUGCCAAAUAUCUUCCACCACUUGCCACACCUGCUAAACAAUGAGGGCAGCCUACACCCUGCGGUGCAAGUUGGCCAGGGACGCACAGGAGUUUCUGUGGUAAUGGGGAUCCCUACCGUGAAGCGGAAAGUCAAGUCGUACCUGGCAGAGACUCUGCAUUCGCUCAUCGACAAACUCUCACCUGAAGAGAAGCUUGACUGCGUAAUCAUAGUCUUCGUAGGGGAGACGGACAUAGAUCAUGUGCACAGUGUGGUCUCCGGCCUUGAGAAAGAAUUUUCUACAGAGCUGAAUUCCGGGCUGUUGGAGGUCAUCUCUCCUCCUGCAAGUUACUACCCAGACCUCAACAACCUCAAAGAGACCUUUGGGGACUCCAAAGAGAGAGUGAAAUGGAGGACCAAGCAGAACUUGGAUUAUUCAUUCCUCAUGAUGUACGCAGUCAGCCGAGGAGUUUAUUAUGUCCAGUUAGAAGAUGAUAUCGUUGCAAAGCCCAACUACUUUGCCACUAUGAAGAACUUUGCUCUGCAGCUGGCCUCUGAAGACUGGAUGAUCCUGGAGUUCUCCCAGCUAGGUUUCAUCGGUAAGAUGUUCCAGGCUCCUGAUCUGAAUCUCAUAGUGGAGUUCAUAUUUAUGUUCUACAAGGAGAAGCCUAUCGACUGGCUGUUGGACCACAUUCUCUGGGUGAAAGUUUGCAACCCUGAGAAAGAUGCCAAACACUGUGAGCGACAGAAGUCCAGUCUGCGGAUUCGCUUCAGACCAUCUCUAUUCCAGCAUGUGGGCCUGCACUCUUCGCUUGCAGGGAAAAUUCAGAAACUCACGGAUAAGGACUUCCUGAAGCCACUGCUGCAUAAGAUCCAUGUUAAUCCACCAGCAGAAGUGUCCACCUCUCUUAAGGUGUAUCAGGGCCACACGCUGGAGAAGACCUACACGGGAGAGGAUUUCUUCUGGGCCAUUACUCCCAUGGCAGGAGACUACGUGCUCUUUAAGUUUGACCGUCCAGUCAGCCUCGAACGGUUCCUGUUCCGCAGUGGGAACCAGGAGCACCCAGGGGAUAAAAUCGAGAACACCACGGUUGAAAUUCUGCCCUUCUCGGAAGCGGAACUGAAGACCAAAGAGAAGUACAAACGCACAGGUGACCAUUUUUACAGAAUCGCUGAUUUUGAGAACGGAGUAGCUGAGGGCAAAGUGGACGCUGCCUUUAACCCGGUGGCUGCCGUGCGUCUCAGUGUUCUGAAGGACUCUGCGGUGUGGGCUAUUAUCAGUGAGAUCCACAUCAAGAGACUCGCUGGAUAGUUGUGUGUAGGCCUCCGCCAGUCGUGCUCCCAUGAGGCCCAGCUGUGCUGUAAAGGCCCUUGCAGGGAUUUUAACAGAGUGACAUUUUCAAAGCGCAUGGACGCUACCAAUCAGAGUGUCACAUUAAGGAUUGCUGGCUCAUUCUCUCUUCAUCCCUUUAUAUAUUUCUCCUGUUUUUUUUUUCUUUCUUUCUUUCUUUUUUUUUUUUUACUUUAGACUCUUUCUUUAUUUUUCUUUUAAGGAUUUCAUUUAUUUCCCCAAGACACUUUCUUCGUGUUUUCUGCUUGUCAAUGUGAAUACUACUGUAUAAAAGAUGCCCUCUUUUUUUUUUUUGAACUGACUAAACCAGACACUGAAGUUUGAGCCUUGAGGAAUCGUGUUUAGUGCUGUAUCUAAUUAAAGGUUGGUGUUUGUAGGAUUGUUGGCCGGUGCUGGAGAGAAGGCGAUCCUUCCCACCGAAGGAGAAUAUUACCAGUACUGACUCCUCGUGGACACUCCAUUUCACGACCAGUAUGACAAAGCAAGGCAAACAUAUUUUGGUGUAUUUUGUUUUACUUUCAUUUUUUAAUGUUGGUGUAUAUUUUACAUAAAGUUAUCAGGACAAAAAAAAAAUGAAGACAUUUUCUGUUUAAAAAAAAAAAAAAAAAAAAAAAAAAAAAAAAGUUAGUUUCUCACUCCUUGAGUUUGACAGAACAGGGAUAGGGCACUCUGUUCAAACAUUUCAUUAUGUUUCAAGAAACAGUUUGUUGUAAUGACUACUUUGCCAAAAUGCUUUUGAAAGAAAUUUUUAACGAACAGAAACCAUAGUUCAGAACUUCUGUAUAAUAGGACAUUCCGCCUACCCUCUUCCCCCCUCCCUAAACAGUGUCCUUUGAUAUUCAACCAAUCAACAAUUGCCUUUCAAAAGAAGGGACACACUUAUUUUCACGAUCUAUAAAGGUGAUAUAACUUAUUUGAAAUAAAUGUUUAAUUUGUACAAGAGUUAUUUUUUAUUUUAUUUUUUUUUUUAUGCUGUGAAAAGUUUAUGAUGCAGAAAACAAUUUGGUAAAUAUUUGAAGUAUAUUUAUGCUUUACAAUGAUUUGAAAGUGAGGAAUUGGGGUCUGUUUUUUCUCUAUAUAGUUGCAAUGGGUGCAGGUCCCCCACGUUUGUGCCUUAUUGUCCAGAAAGGGACUGCCUCUGUGUCAGAAACCCUGUUUUUAUACAGGAGUAACCCGGGCAAGAAGUUCCCAGUUCAGUCCUUGAAAAUCCCUCUUUUUUUUUUUUU